This is a messenger RNA of Microtus oregoni (creeping vole), 13127 nucleotides long. It is a transcript of the gene Nav1, whose product is annotated as neuron navigator 1. NCBI's taxonomy places the organism in Eukaryota, Metazoa, Chordata, Mammalia, Rodentia, Cricetidae. The record is from RefSeq and is a predicted model, not a curated record. The transcript has 32 exons. Gene Ontology annotation, cellular component: microtubule cytoskeleton; axon initial segment. Bases 11 to 6508 code for a protein of 2165 amino acids. Gene Ontology annotation, biological process: neuron migration; neurogenesis; nervous system development. Gene Ontology annotation, molecular function: ATP hydrolysis activity.
CCUGUCGCUGAUGAUGCAUGAGAUGGCCAACGUGAAUUCUGCCAGCCGCCCACACUACGCCUCUUCCAUCCCUGUGCCUCGAGCUUCAUCACAGACUAGGAUUCACACCCCAGGCGCUUCUCCCCAGCUGCGGCCUCGGCAGGCUGACUUGGCCCUGAGCCCCCAGCGUGCUACCUCCCCAAGAUGGGGCAAGACUGCAGUCUCUUCCAGAAACUCUUCGCCCAAGGCCUACAGAGGAAGAGGCACCCCCAGGGCUGCAGGGCCAGCCAGGGAGUUGGCUGAGAGUGUAGAAAGCCUCUCCAGCUCCCCUUGGAGCAGCCCCAGGAUAACCCCCAAAACAGCCUUCUCCAGUCAGGCGGGAUCCAGAAGAACUGGGGAGACACAAAGCACCCAGAGGAAGAAGACCCAGGAAGGGAUCUCCGCUCGCCAGACCAGGGGAAGGAGCCCACCCCAGACAAGCUGUUAUGGAGAAACUCAAAUUCCAGGACCUCCUGAAGGUCGAAUGCUCUCUAGCUGCCAGGGAAAAGAACAAAGAGACAAAACCUACAAACGCCCUAGGUCUCUGGAGCCUGAUGAAGGGGCAGCUUCAGGGACUUCCUCUCCCGUCUGCAGCCCUGUGCACAGCAUGAGGCCCUCUCCUACUCCUGGGGUCAUUAGUUUUUCCUCUGCCCAUCAGCAGAACCAGCCAAUCACAGCCACGGUGGCCCCCUUUCAGUACAGGUUGCAGACAGACCAGGAGCCUGGCCCCGUUCCUCAGGAAAGCUGGACCCUUGAUGGAUACACCAGCCCCACUAGGAGGACUGAGGACAGCUUGUCCUACAUGGACGCGCGGAUCGUCCAUGCGCUCCUGGCAGGCAGAAUGCUGGGCAGCAGCGUCAAAAGCGUGCAGCCCGAGGUGGAGCUGAGCGGCGGCAGCGGCAGCGGCGGCGACGAGGGCGCGGACGAGCCUCGGGGAGCCAGCAGAAAGGCGGCCGCGGCGGACGGCAGAGGCAUGCUGCCCAAGCGCGCCAAGGCGGCGGCGGGCGGCAGUUGCAGUAUGGCCAAGGCCAGCGCAGCUGAGCUGAAGGUCUUCAAGUCCGGCAGCGUGGACAGCCGUGUCCCCGGUGGGCCGCCGACCUCCAACCUGCGCAAACAGAAGUCGCUCACCAACCUCUCGUUUCUCACGGACUCCGAGAAAAAGCUGCAGCUGUAUGAACCUGAGUGGAGCGAUGAUAUGGCCAAGGCACCCAAGGGUUUGGGCAAAUUGGGGCCCAAGGGCCGAGAGGCUCCUCUAAUGUCCAAGACACUGUCCAAAUCAGAGCAUUCGCUCUUCCAGCCCAAAGGAGGCCCUGCGGGCGGCGCCAAGACCCCACUGGCUCCACUAGCGCCCAGCCUAGGCAAACCCAGCCGGAUUCCUCGCGGACCCUAUGCGGAGGUCAAACCUCUCAGCAAGGCGCCUGAGGCAGCCGUGAGCGACGAUGGCAAAUCGGAUGAUGAGCUGCUUUCCAGCAAGGCUAAGGCGCAAAAGAGCUCAGGGACCGUGCCCUCAGCCAAAGGCCAGGAGGAGCGGGCCUUCCUCAAGGUGGACCCCGAGCUCGUGGUUACCGUGCUGGGCGACCUGGAGCAGCUGCUCUUCAGCCAGAUGCUGGAUCCAGAGUCGCAGAGAAAGAGGACAGUGCAGAAUGUUCUGGAUCUUCGACAGAACCUGGAAGAAACCAUGUCCAGCCUCCGGGGCUCCCAGGUGACGCACAGCUCCCUGGAGAUGACUUGUUACGACAGUGACGAUGCCAACCCUCGAAGUGUAUCCAGCCUCUCCAACCGCUCUUCUCCUCUCUCCUGGCGCUACGGCCAGUCCAGUCCCCGGCUGCAGGCUGGCGAUGCACCCUCUGUUGGGGGCAGCUGUCGCUCUGAGGGGCCGCCAGCCUGGUACAUGCAUGGGGAACGGGCACACUACUCCCACACGAUGCCUAUGAGGAGCCCUAGCAAGCUCAGCCACAUCUCUCGCCUGGAGUUGGUGGAGUCCCUGGACUCCGAUGAGGUGGACCUCAAGUCUGGCUACAUGAGUGACAGUGACCUCAUGGGCAAGACCAUGACAGAGGAUGAUGACAUCACGACAGGCUGGGAUGAGAGCAGCUCCAUCAGCAGUGGGCUCAGCGAUGCCUCCGACAACCUCAGCUCCGAAGAGUUCAAUGCCAGCUCCUCGCUCAACUCCCUCCCCACUACCCCCACGGCUUCCCGCAGGAGCUCUACAAUAGUGCUGCGCACAGACUCAGAGAAGCGCUCCCUGGCAGAAAGUGGGCUGAAUUGGUUUAGUGAAUCAGAGGAGAAGGCCCCCAAAAAACUGGAGUACGACAGUGGCAGCCUAAAGAUGGAACCUGGGACCUCAAAGUGGCGGAGAGAGCGACCAGAAAGCUGCGAUGACUCUUCCAAGGGUGGAGAACUGAAAAAGCCCAUCAGCCUGGGGCAUCCGGGGUCCCUGAAGAAGGGCAAGACCCCACCAGUGGCCGUCACCUCUCCCAUCACUCAUACAGCCCAGAGUGCCCUCAAAGUUGCAGGCAAGCCUGAAGGCAAAGCUACAGACAAGGGCAAGCUCACAGUAAAGAACACUGGGUUACAGCGCUCCUCUUCUGAUGCUGGCCGGGACCGCCUAAGUGAUGCUAAGAAGCCUCCCUCGGGCAUCGCUCGCCCCUCUACUUCAGGAUCCUUUGGCUAUAAGAAGCCGCCCCCUGCUACUGGCACAGCUACUGUCAUGCAGACAGGUGGCUCAGCCACUCUCAGCAAGAUCCAGAAGUCCUCAGGCAUCCCUGUCAAACCAGUAAAUGGGCGCAAGACGAGUUUAGAUGUGUCCAACAGUGCAGAGCCGGGAUUUCUGGCGCCUGGAGCCCGGUCCAACAUCCAGUAUCGCAGCCUGCCCAGGCCGGCCAAAUCCAGUUCAAUGAGUGUGACUGGCGGGCGGGGUGGACCUCGCCCUGUUAGCAGCAGCAUUGACCCCAGUCUCCUCAGCACCAAACAGGGAGGCCUUACACCCUCCAGACUGAAGGAACCUUCCAAGGUUGCCAGUGGUCGGACCACUCCGGCUCCUGCUCCUGUCAAUCAGACAGAUCGGGAAAAGGAGAAGGCCAAAGCCAAGGCUGUGGCCUUGGACUCAGACAACAUCUCCUUGAAGAGCAUUGGCUCCCCAGAAAGCACUCCUAAGAACCAAGCAAGCCACCCUCCAGCCACCAAGUUAACGGAGCUGCCGCCAACCCCUCUCAGGGCCACAGCUAAAAGCUUUGUCAAGCCACCGUCACUAGCCAACCUAGACAAGGUCAACUCCAACAGUUUGGAUCUACCAUCUUCCAGCGACACCCAUGCUUCAAAGGUCCCAGAUCUGCAUGCUCCCAGCUCAUCAACUGGGGGCCCUCUCCCGUCUUGCUUCACCCCCAGUCCAGCACCCAUCCUCAAUAUUAACUCAGCCAGCUUCUCCCAGGGCCUGGAGCUGAUGAGCGGUUUCAGUGUCCCAAAGGAGACUCGCAUGUACCCCAAACUCUCAGGCCUGCACAGGAGCAUGGAGUCCCUCCAGAUGCCGAUGAGCCUGCCCAGUGCCUUCCCCAGCAGUUCUCCUGUCCCCCCGCCGCCUGCUGCCCCCGCUGCCCCACCAGAAGAAGAGACUGAAGAGCUGCCCUGGAGUGGAAGCCCCAGAGCUGGACAACUGGACAGCAAUCAGCGGGAUCGGAACACCCUUCCCAAGAAAGGCCUCAGGUACCAGCUUCAGUCCCAAGAGGAGACCAAGGAGAGGCGGCACUCCCACACUAUCGGCGGACUUCCCGAAUCCGACGACCAGGCAGAGCUGCCGUCCCCCCCUGCCCUCUCCAUGUCCUUGAGUGCCAAGGGCCAGCUUACCAACAUAGUGAGUCCCACUGCGGCCACCACGCCAAGAAUCACCCGCUCCAACAGCAUCCCCACCCACGAGGCGGCCUUCGAGCUGUACAGCGGCUCCCAAAUGGGGAGCACCCUGUCCCUGGCCGAGAGACCCAAGGGAAUGAUUCGGUCAGGAUCCUUCCGAGACCCCACGGAUGAUGUUCAUGGCUCGGUGCUGUCUCUGGCCUCCAGUGCCUCAUCCACCUACUCCUCAGCUGAGGAGAGGAUGCAAUCUGAGCAAAUUCGGAAGCUUCGUAGGGAACUGGAAUCAUCCCAGGAAAAAGUGGCCACCCUGACAUCUCAGCUCUCUGCCAAUGCUAACCUGGUGGCUGCCUUCGAGCAGAGCCUGGUGAACAUGACAUCCCGCUUGCGACACCUGGCAGAAACAGCCGAGGAGAAGGACACUGAGCUGCUGGAUUUGCGAGAAACUAUAGACUUCCUGAAGAAAAAGAAUUCUGAGGCCCAAGCGGUCAUUCAGGGAGCACUGAAUGCCUCAGAAGCCACACCCAAAGAACUCCGGAUCAAGAGACAGAAUUCCUCAGAUAGCAUCUCCAGCCUCAACAGCAUCACCAGCCAUUCCAGCAUCGGCAGCAGCAAAGAUGCUGAUGCCAAAAAGAAGAAGAAGAAGAGCUGGGUUUAUGAGCUUCGAAGUUCCUUCAACAAAGCCUUCAGCAUUAAAAAGGGUCCCAAGUCAGCCUCCUCGUACUCUGAUAUCGAGGAGAUUGCCACACCUGACUCCUCAGCCCCAUCAUCCCCCAAACUACAGCAUGGUUCCACAGAGACCGCAUCCCCCUCCAUCAAGUCCUCCAACUCGUCCUCUGUGGGCACUGAGGUCACCGAGGUCCCUGCUCAUUCGGUCCCCCACACUAGACUGUUCCAAGCCAAUGAGGAGGAGGAACCGGAGAAGAAAGAGGUAUCGGAGCUGCGCUCUGAACUAUGGGAGAAAGAAAUGAAGCUUACGGAUAUCCGGUUGGAGGCCCUAAACUCUGCCCACCAGCUAGACCAGCUUCGGGAGACUAUGCACAACAUGCAGUUGGAGGUGGACUUGCUGAAAGCAGAGAAUGACCGGCUGAAGGUUGCCCCCGGCCCCUCCUCAGGCUCCACUCCAGGGCAGGUCCCUGGAUCGUCUGCUCUAUCAUCCCCUCGCCGUUCCCUGGGCCUUGCACUCAGCCAUCCCUUCGGUCCCAGUCUCACAGAUACAGACCUAUCGCCCAUGGAUGGCAUCAGCACCUGUGGCCCUAAGGAAGAAGUAACCCUCCGGGUGGUGGUACGGAUGCCACCCCAACACAUCAUCAAAGGGGACUUAAAGCAGCAGGAGUUCCUCUUGGGAUGCACCAAGGUCAGUGGAAAGGUGGACUGGAAGAUGCUGGAUGAAGCUGUUUUCCAAGUGUUCAAGGACUACAUUUCUAAAAUGGACCCAGCUUCCACCCUGGGACUAAGCACCGAGUCUAUACAUGGCUAUAGCCUCAGCCAUGUGAAACGAGUGUUGGAUGCUGAGCCUCCAGAGAUGCCCCCUUGCCGCCGAGGUGUCAAUAACAUCUCAGUCUCCCUCAAAGGUCUGAAGGAGAAGUGUGUCGACAGCCUGGUGUUCGAGACACUCAUCCCCAAGCCCAUGAUGCAGCACUACAUAAGCCUCCUGCUCAAGCACCGGCGCCUUGUGCUCUCCGGCCCCAGUGGCACCGGCAAGACCUACUUGACCAAUCGGCUGGCUGAGUAUCUGGUGGAGCGCUCAGGCCGCGAGGUCACUGAUGGCAUCGUCAGCACUUUCAAUAUGCACCAGCAGUCUUGCAAGGAUCUGCAGCUGUACCUCUCCAACCUGGCCAACCAGAUAGACCGGGAAACAGGAAUUGGGGAUGUGCCCUUGGUGAUCCUAUUGGAUGACCUGAGCGAAGCAGGCUCCAUCAGUGAGCUGGUUAAUGGGGCCCUUACCUGCAAGUACCACAAAUGUCCCUAUAUCAUAGGUACCACCAAUCAGCCUGUAAAAAUGACACCCAACCAUGGCUUACACUUAAGCUUCAGGAUGCUGACUUUCUCUAACAACGUGGAGCCAGCCAAUGGCUUUCUGGUCCGUUACCUGCGGAGGAAGUUGGUAGAGUCAGACAGUGACAUCAAUGCUAACAAGGAAGAGCUGCUUCGGGUGCUGGACUGGGUGCCCAAGCUGUGGUAUCACCUCCACACCUUCCUUGAGAAGCACAGCACCUCGGACUUCCUCAUUGGCCCUUGCUUCUUUCUGUCCUGCCCCAUUGGCAUUGAGGACUUCCGGACCUGGUUCAUUGACCUGUGGAACAAUUCCAUCAUUCCCUAUCUACAGGAAGGAGCCAAGGAUGGGAUCAAGGUUCACGGACAGAAAGCUGCUUGGGAAGACCCAGUGGAGUGGGUCCGGGACACUCUGCCCUGGCCAUCCGCCCAACAAGACCAAUCAAAGCUAUACCACUUGCCCCCACCCUCCGUGGGCCCUCACACCAUUGCCUCACCUCCAGAAGAUAGGACAGUCAAAGACAGCACCCCAAGCUCCCUGGACUCAGACCCUCUGAUGGCCAUGCUGCUGAAACUUCAAGAAGCUGCCAACUAUAUUGAGUCACCAGAUCGAGAGACUAUCCUGGACCCCAACCUGCAGGCAACACUCUGAGGGUCUAGCAGUCACUGUCACCAUGGACAGCAGAAGGCUGGCUUCAGCUUCAUUAGCUCUCCUCUCCCCUCUUCUUUCAGAGCUCUGGCUUACCAGCCUUCCCAGGACAGGAGGGAAGAUGAGGGCAAGAGGAGGGAUGGGUUCUUGGUGCUGAACCUUUGGGAACUUCCUAGUAGGGACUGGAGGGGUAGAGUUUGGGCACUUGUGCCCCUAAAUGCAUUUACUGGCCUCCUCUCGUGACUUUGGAGAAGAGAUGAUUCUGGGUCUUUUCUUCAGUUUUUGUUUCCCCUACAAACUCCUGGGCUUUCUGGGGAGGGAUUCGAAGACAUCGCAAAAGCCGUGCAGCAGUUCCUACCGGUUCUCAUGAACACCUCUGAGACAGUCACAGACGGAGAAGUCUAAGGGAGGCAGGAAACUCCACGGAUUUUCUUGCAAACCCUUCCCAAUUUUAUCAUCACUGCCAACAACCUUUCCCCAGAGAUCUGGCCAGAGCCCAGAAAAAGAAGCAUGUGGUUUAACGAAAAAAAAAAGAAAAAAAGAAAAAAAAUUGUGUAAAUCAACCUGUAAGAGGUAAAAAGGCAAUGGAAGAGAUGAAGCUGGAAAGAGGGGACCCAGUUGCCAAGAUGGAAAGAGAGCUGCCAGAUCUCACCUUCUGGAUGACAAGAGGGGACACUGACAAGAUGGCUUCCAAUCUAAGAUGUCACCAAACCACAGAAGUAACAUCACAGCCUUCAGAGAGACUAUGAGCUGCCUUUCUGCCCUCUAAUUGAACUUGCAUGAAAGUCAAUAAACCCAACUUUUUUAAUUUUUAAUUUUUAAAUUUUAUUUCUAUUUUUUCCUCCCAUCUGCCUAUUUAUUUGCCCUCUUUCCCUAAUUUUCUCACAUGUCAAUGAGAUACUUGGGUUUCCUUCCAGAGAAUAGUUUUGCUUUCCAAGUAGGUUUUCUUUGGAGAAUUGAAUUCCGUACUAUUGGUGUAAGUUAUGCGCCUGCCAUGCGACUAUCUCUGGCAUCCUUGGGGCUUAUAUGCGACAAGAAACAUUGGCUCAGAAUGGUAGGAGAAAACCCAGUUUCUCUGACUUUCCUUUUGAGAAAGCACAUGUUCUACCUGGAAGCUCCGCUGCCAUCCUCUGGUGUGAUCUACCCCGAGCUUCAUCGUGGACUGGAGAAAAACCACCAUACUGGAAACACCCGCCUGUCUUAGGGCCUGUUUGGCCACCCGCUGCACUAUUUGGAUGGUAGCCACUUUGCCUGACUGAAUGACAAUUCCCUUGCUAGCCCUUACUAUUUGUUUUUACAGUUGAAGAGUCACUUAUAAGAAACUGAACAACCAUGUGAACUGCUUCAGGUCAGAAUAGAAGGCUCAAGGAGUUGUCCUCGGUAGCCAGUACUGAUUGGCCUUCCAAAGAGAUCCACCACUUGUGCAAGUUGCCCUCUUCGUAUUUCUGCAGCCCACGUUCCUUCAUCUGACAAGCACUUACGAGUACUUAGCUGUAAACCAGUCACUAUGUUUAAAAAAUGACAAGAUUUGGUCCUUCAGUUCACAGUCUAGAGGGGAAUGUUAAUCUCCAUUAAGUACACCCUCCCCCAAUAUGGACCUUGAAAAUCAUCUGAGAAAUAAAGGUGAAUCCCAAGGGGUUAAAAGAAGCCUUUGAUUAGAUGUCCAAUAUGUGGUAGGCAGAAAAUUGGGAAUCCAUUUUGAUGGAGCCUAAAGAAAUAUGGAAUCUUGCUUGUCUAGGGUGGGAAACUACUUCGGUCAUUUCUGGAAACCAGAUGGAACCAGAUUCCAGGCUGAGCUGCCUUACGGGCUAAUGUCAGCACUCUGCAGUUCAGGAAUAGAUACGAUGAGCCUGGACUUAAGAGUUUGCUCUUCAGAGUCCUAAGUAGCACAAGACUUACCAGGAUCUAUACCAAGAUUCUAUAGGCAAACUAACCUGGGCCAUUGUUCCACCCAACCGAGGAAUCACAUGACUCUUAACAGUAUAUUUUCAUUUAGGUCUUCAAGAUGGUCUGGCUUGUUCCCUUUCCCCCUCGUCCCCCACAAAAGCUUCUAUAUUCACCUGGUAGCCCCAGGGAUGACAGGGUCCUCUAUUCUGGAGACUAUUAUUGCUAUUGCUGCUAAUUCCAUGAGCUGUGAAGAUCCCCAACCAACUCAGCUGCAAAAUAAGCAAUUCUGUAGUGGGAAAAGGCGGUUUGUCCAAGGAUGGUGCUGAAAUCAUUGCCUUAAGGUCUCUGCUGUGCAGAAUGAGAAGGCCCCAGAGCUGGGUGUUCCAACUCGGAAGGAAGGGGAGACUGGAUAGGCCUCCUUUGGACAUAGGUCUCUUCUGGACCCUAUCCGAAGCUCCAGAGCCACGGAAAGGCUCCGACUUCCGCUGACAUCCUGAUGCUUGAGCCCUUCACUCUCUUCUCUGGUGCUGCCCAGCCAGUGCCUUCUGAAAUGGAUGUUACUGGCUACUUAAGAAGAAGGAAAGUAGGAAAUGCCUUCUUCCGUUUCAACUGCCUCAGACUGCAGAGGGAUUGUCUCUGUGGUAACCAUGGAUACCAUCGUGAAUUUUCUUUGGGUCUGCAGCAAGUUGACUCUGGAGGCCUCUCAUACUAUAACUUCGUUUCUAUUCCUGGGACCCACCACCACCUUCUCUCAUUUGACUGCUGCAUUUAGUUCAGGCCUCAAAUAGCUGUCCUCCAGGAAGUGUGUUCCCAUCUAGUGAAGUGCUCUUGAAGCCUCUGCUUUCCUUCUGAAGACUGGGACCCUGUUUACAGUUGCACAUCUGGGCCCCUCACAGUACCAUCUCAAAAAGGGACCGUGGUUCUGUGACAGUUGCGGAAGGUUGAGCCUCCUCAUGGUGCUAAUGACCCCUUGGGGUGCUCAUCCGGACUUCUAAGAAGCAAAAAGCCUGAGCACCCCCUCACUGCCCAGGAAUUCACGGCAAAGAGCAAAUCCACAGCGUUCUUUCCAGCCUACACGCUUGCUUCUUGGUUGAGACCAGUGGCACUCCUCAGAAAGGAAGAACUGGGUCCCACAGCUAGACUCUCCAUCUCCAGGCACCUUCAAGGGAAGAAUCCAACCUUUCUAGUUCUGAAUUUGUGCUAUUCCCUUCCCCCUCUGACCCCCCAAUUCCAUCCCUCACCAAAGUUGGCUAGUGAAGAACAUCAACCUUUGGAGGAUCUCAGCUCUGGGAAAGAGGCUAACUAGAAUCCCUCGAAUUUUGGGAUGAAGACCAAUAAGUUGUGUUCAAUGUGUUCGUUUCUCAGUCCCUGCCUAGGCACUGAAAUAAAGUACUAGGUAUUAGAGGCUGCUAUGGGACCUGAUGUCUGUGUAUCUCUGUGUUCUAUCUUCUGGGGCUUUGUGGAACAUUAUUAUUUUUGAUACCUGCUUUCUGGUAACUCUUUGGUGCUUAUUUCUGUCUCUGUAAAUCUUUACUCCAGUGUCUUCUGUGUAGUCUAAUCACCUGGAAGAUAGAGGCUGGCAGGGAAGAAGAAUGAGAUAAAAGACCAUGGUCGACCCUACAAGAAAGCCUUUAUUGGUUGGCAACCAUUUGGGUCUUGAAUUACCAACCUUCUAACUAGUCUGUCCAUACUGAUGGGCAUAAGACAAAGUAAUGAUUUUCUCCCCCCCCCUUUUUUUUGUCUUCUGGCUUUUCUAGUUUGCAAGACUUUUAAGUGGACUUGACCUACCCAUCUCCUUACUUGUAGCUCUCAAAGCCGAGCCACACUAUUCAGAGGGAUACCGCCCCCUCCCGUACUCCGAAGAUGAGCUCUGUUUCCUGCCAUAGUCCAGGAAAGUAGGGGAAGCAGUGGUAGUUUCCACAACACCUGCCAUUGUCACCCCAGAUGGAACCAUUCGCAGCCCCAGCGUGUGCACAGGUCACCCUUGCCUCAUCAAAUGAGGGUCAGUCUUAUAAACCAGGAGACAAAAGACUUCAAUGAUUUUUUUUUUAAUGACAAAAGGGUUUGGGAGAGGACAUUGUGCUAAUCACAAGUCUAAUACAGGGUUCAGUUAAUCUGAAGUAACUCAGACUGUCAGUUACAGCUCCUUAUCACACUUUACCCUUUCCGUAGUCUCGGCAUUAGCUAAACUGAAGCUAGUGAGUGGACUCCAUGAGCCAAGCCCAUGGGAAGAGGAAAAAUGGCUGUUGCAACAGGUUGGGUAAUAGAGACGGAUAAGAUGGAUGUACCAACAGUUAUUGGUAACCCGUUUUUUUCCUUCCAGUAUUGAGUAUUGAACCUAGGGUCUCUCAAAACUCAGCAAGUACUCUGUCACUGAGCUAUAGCUCCAGCCCUCACUUCUUUAAAAAGAUGGUUUCAUUAAAGUUGUCCAUAACAGCCCCGAAUUCACUAAGUAUUCCAGGCAAGCUUUGAAUUUGAUGAUACCACACACACACACACACACACACACACACACGCAUGUACACAUUAGCCUCUCAAGUAACUGGCCUGUGUCCCUAGGCCCAGCUAUAACACACUCUGUAAGAACUAUGCAUGAGAGUCCCCAACACGCAGGCCAUAAGUAGUAAACAUGUGUUCCACAUGGCCACAGCCUGAAGACACUGCUUUCCGUGCCUGGAUCAGCCUUACCAAUCAGCAGUCCUCAGUUAACCUGCUCAGGGAGAACAGGGCCACCUGGCGUACAUGCUCUUGCAGGAGAGACAGAGUAAACCGGAAAGCUGUCUAGAAGGAAAGAAAGCAGUUGAACUUUGGAAACCACAGGGAGGGAAAGGCAGUUAAAAAUUAUACCUGCUUAUACUAGUUCAUUCCAGUUUGAUGUUUUGGCCGUUCUCCUUAGUGAUUAUGUCACAGGGAACAUUCUCUGACAUGAUGUGAGUCCCUGGUCCCUUGGGCCAACCUUUCGUCCCUUAAAGCAGUGGCGCUCGGAGGAUGUCUUCAGACCAGCAGGAGCAGCAUGUGGGAAUGUGUUUAAGGACUAGAAUUCCCAGGCUCUAACCCAGGUCUGCCAAGUCAGCUCUAGAGUGGCAGUACCCAGCCAUGUUGUAAGGGUGGAGCCAAAUCACGGGAGCCCUCACUAUGAGAUGGCUGAUGUUUGAAGACCCCAAUAAGAAGCGUCUACAGUCUAAUUCAAAUGCUCACAUUUCAAAGUCACUUUGCUCUUACUUAGGUUUCUGGGAGCUAGUAGUAAAAAUAUGUGCUUUGGGGUAGAAGUUAGGGAAGGUCUGCGUCUUUGCAGCCUCUAGCGGAAAACCCCUGGCCUCUGACAUCACUGCCUGGCACACUGUGGGGCUCCAGUGGAACAAUCAUGUCGGAAGUCUCCUCCACGUUGCUGUUCUGAUGGAUUCUUUAUCUGAUAAUAGUAUAAGAAAAGUAAAAUAAAAUCUAAUUUACAUUCCUAUGAUAAAAUGUUCUCCCUUUAAAUGGUGAAGAGUACUGCGGAGUCUGAGAGCUCCACCAGCCCUUCCUUCCCCAAGGCAGCCAACAGCUGAGUGCCAGUAUGCCAGAAGGGCCCAGGUCUCUGCUCAGCCCACAGGAGAGAGUUCUACACCGUGAAAAUAAAGUAUCUAAGUCCUUAGGUUCAACCUUUGCCUCUUCCCAUAUCAGGACCUAAAUACCGUACUACUCAGCAAAGGGAACAAAAUAAAUACUCUCUAAAAAAUAAAAAAAAAAAGUUUUUUUUCAGGAAGAGCUUUGUAUAUUUCCAAACCUAUAAACUAGCUGAAAUGGCCAUGGAAGAGUUGAGGCUGUUUAGAAGAGUUUUGUUUCAAGUGUGUCAGCUUUCAUCCCCUGUGAGAGCACUUUUGUGGUACUAGGUCUCCUGAGCUCGCAGACUAAAGAAGGAUAAAGCCCAAGGAGAGCAAGUGUAAAACAGUUGCACUAAAGUCAUCCCCUUGCCAUCCAGCCAGCCCUGGUCCCCUUGUCCUGCUUCCCUGCCGUUUCUGAGAAGGAAAAUAGGAGAAGCAACUCCCACACUGCAGCCAGUUUCUGCUGCUGCUGUGCUCCCUGCCCCCCCCCCACACACUUCCUAACAUUCUUUUGUUUAUUGCUUUUAACCAAACAAAAUUACAGUGAAUUCUAGGUCUUGCUAGCUUCCUUUCCUCCCCCUCCCUAUCCUGUUUGACACAGCACUGCUCCUGUAAGAGGCUGUGUUCCUCAAAUGCAUGGCAUUCCUCAGGUGGCGGAUGGGCAAGAAUGGUCACUUUUUAAAACUUACUGAGUACAAAAAUCCCAAACCGUGAUAUGUGUGUGUCUGUGUGUUUGUCUUAUUUCCGUUCCAUUUGACCCUCGCCUAUUCCAGUCUGUCCCCUUUUAUACCUAAUGUAGAAAAGGCAAAACCUGAAUCUGGAAAGCAAAUUGUUGUAUAUAGUUGCGGUAACAAUCAUGAAGAGAGCUGGGCUGUCCCCUCAGUGAUUCAUUUUAAACAAGAAAAUUGGUUGAAAAUUAAAACCAUGCCUUGGCCAGCUGAAAUGGCCUUCCUCCAUCGCCACAGGGACCACCCUUACCUGGGUCCUCUGUCUGCAGGCAUGUCUCCAUCUAGCAAAAUUCCUCUGUUCUCUGCCAUUUGCGUUUCAAUAAAGUUAUCUCCUGUAUUGUCCACUGGUUUUCUAGCUCACUCUCUGCCUGGUUUCUGUGUCCGUUUACCUUACUGCUUGAUCUGGAAGGUCACACAACUUGU